AUUUGAAUCGGCUGUUUCCGGAUAACUUCGUGCCGCCGAUAACGGUCAGUGUGUUCAAAUCUCUGAUGCUAGCUUCAGUUUGCUAGCUACUGCUGGCCUGUAGUGAACUAGAAAGGAGAUAGGAGAAAGAGGAGAAGCCGAAGGGGAGAGAGAGAAGAAGAGAGAGAGAGGAAGGACGGAAGGAAGGAAGGAAGGACGGAGCCUGGGUCCGGAAUGACGGUGUUACAGGAACCUGUCCAGGCUGCUGUCUGGCACGCUUUAAACCACUAUGCCUACCGAGACGCCGUGUUUCUGGCUGAGAGGCUCUAUGCUGAAGUGCACUCUGAGGAGGCGCUCUUCCUCCUGGCCACGUGUUACUACCGUUCGGGAAAAGCCUACAAAGCCUAUCACCUCCUCAAAGGGCACAGCUGCACCACACCACAGUGCAAAUACCUCCUCGCUAAAUGCUGUGUGGAGCUCAGCAAGCUGGCAGAGGGUGAGCAGAUCCUCACAGGUGGUGUACUGAACAAACAGAAGAGCCAGGACGACAUCGUCACCGAAUUCGGCGACUCGUCCUGUUUCACGCUGGCGCUGCUCGGCCAAAUCUACUGCAAAACCGAUCGCUUGGCAAAAGGAGCCGAAUGUUAUCAAAAGAGCCUGAGCGAGAAUCCUUUUCUCUGGUCGCCCUUCGAGUCUCUGUGUCAGAUCGGUGAGCGACCAGACCCAGAGCAGAUCUUUAAGUUGACUUCUCUGCAGAGCUUCAGCGGGGGCAAUGGAGGAGGCGGCCCCACCUUCCCCAUGAGCCCAGCUCACACUCCCAGCCACAACACGACUCACAGGCAAAUCGACUCUGUCCUCAUGGAGACGCCCCAGGACACGCUGGAACUGAACAGGCUCAAUCUGGAGUCGUCCAACUCGAAGUACUCGACCCUAAACACAGACUCGUCCAUGUCUUACAUCGACUCGUCAGUCAUUUCACCAGAUUCCGUGUCUCUAAGCACGGGCGGAUCUCUGCUGUCCAAGCAGGUGCAGAAUAAACCCAAGAGUGGCCGCUGUCUGCUGGGAAGCACCGCUACGCUGAGCCCUCUCACACCCAGUUUUGGCAUCUUGCCCCUGGAGCCGAGCCCGGGAGACCCCACGUAUCUGCAGAAUUACAGUCACAGUGGGACGGGGAUGGAGCCACCUCCACCACCUGGCCCACCAAAGAAGACGGUCAGCAGAAUCAGUCAGGUGGGGACCAAGUCGGUGUUCGCACAAAGCGGGAACAGCCGAGAGGUUAUUCCCAAUCCGUUUAACCAGACGCAGACCACGGCACCACAGACCAGUACUACACCUCAAGUGCUGAGUCCCACCAUCGCCGCUCCACCUAACGUGCAGCCUCGACGGAGCUCCAGGCUUUUCACCAGCGCCAGCUCCACUGCCAAGGAGAACAGCAAGAAAUUAAAAAUGAAGUUUCCCACCAAGAUCCCCAACAGGAAGACCAAGACAAAAACAGGAAAGGGAGGAAUCACUCCGUCCAGCCUGAACGAGAGCAUCGAGAUCCUGAAGCUGGACUCGUCCAUAGCCGAGGGCAAGGGCAACAUCAGCUCUCCGCAGUUUCAGGCCUUCACUCUGCAGAAAGCUGCCGCAGAUGGGUUGAUGUCGCUGAUGCGGGACAUCGGGCGGGGUUACCUAGCGCUGUGCUUGUAUAACUGCAGGGAGGCCAUCAGCAUCCUCAGUCAGCUGCCUGCACACCACUACAACACCGGCUGGGUUCUGGGUCAGAUCGGCCGCGCCCACUUUGAGCUGGCAGAGUACAUGCAGGCGGAGAGGAUUUUCUCAGAGGUGCGGCGCAUCGAGAGCUACCGGGUGGAGGGGAUGGAGAUCUACUCUACUACACUAUGGCACUUACAGAAAGAUGUGGCGCUCUCUGCGCUCUCUAAAGACCUCACUGACAUGGACAAAAACUCACCAGAGCCCUGGUGUGUAGCCGGAAACUGCUUCAGUCUUCAGCGAGAGCACGACAUCGCCAUUAAGUUCUUCACACGGGCCAUCCAGGUGGACCCGAGCUUCGCCUAUGCCUACACGCUGCUGGGGCACGAGCUGGUGCUCACCGAGGAGCUGGAGAAAGCACUGGGCUGCUUCCGUAACGCCAUCCGCCUCAACAAGCGCCACUACAACGCCUGGUACGGCUUGGGAAUGAUCUACUACAAGCAGGAGAAGUUUAACCUGGCUGAGAUUCACUUUAAGAAGGCUUUAAGCAUUAACCCUCAGAGCUCCGUACUCCUGUGUCACAUCGGAGUGGUUCAGCAUGCACUGAAAAAAUCAGACCACGCUUUAGAGACCCUGAACAGAGCGAUCAGCAUCGACCCUAAGAACCCACUAUGCAAAUUUCACAGGGCGUCUAUUCUAUUUGCAAACGAAAAAUACAAGGCGGCUCUGCAGGAGCUGGAGGAACUGAAGCAGAUCGUCCCCAAAGAGUCACUCGUUUACUUUUUAAUAGGAAAGGUCUAUAAGAAGCUCGGUCAGACUCACUUGGCUCUGAUGAACUUUUCGUGGGCCAUGGACCUGGACCCCAAAGGAGCCAACAAUCAGAUCAAAGAGGCCAUAGACAAACGUUACCUCCCCGACGACGAGGAGCCCGUCACCCCUGACGACUACCUCUACUACUCCACGGAGAUGGAGGAGUCGCAGGAGAGCAGCAUGACGGAUGCCGACGACACGCAACUCCACACCACGGAGAGUGACGAGGUCCUGUAACACUUCUGUCUGAACUCCACACACAGUUAUGCCAACCCUGGGGCUACCCAGUUCACACAGAGACAAGAAGAAAAAAAAACAGAAAUAAAGACACAAGCAAGAGGAAGGUGAAGAAGAAUAAAAAAGGAAAAACAAACUGCUGCUAAUACAGUACCUCUUCAUUUCUGUAUUAUUUUUUUAUUUUUCUGUUUUACUGUGCUUUUUUUUUUCUUUUUCUUUUUUCUUUUCAUGUUUUUAAUUUUAUUUUGCUCCCCUCCCUAUCAUUAUGCCUUAUUGCUGGGUGAAUCCUCCUCAUCUGGUCUUCAUCCACAAAUGAACGUGGGGGAUUUUUACUGUCAAACAAAAACAAUAACUGUCCUCCAUUCGUGCGGCAGAGAUCCAGUCCUCACCAUGUUCAGAAGAAAAAGAAGAAGAGGGAAAAAAUAACAAAAGAACACAAACCACAGACCUUCAUGGAAAAGUUCUGUCUUAAUGCCUAGGCCUUUUGUGUUCCUUUUACUCUCAUUUAUUCUAAAUAAAGACGUGUAAGAGUUGCAAGUC
Messenger RNA from Tachysurus fulvidraco (yellow catfish), 3258 nucleotides. RefSeq names its product cell division cycle 27 (gene cdc27). The transcript is spliced from 19 exons. Gene Ontology annotation, biological process: cell division. Gene Ontology annotation, molecular function: protein binding. Bases 214 to 2718 code for a protein of 834 amino acids. NCBI's taxonomy places the organism in Eukaryota, Metazoa, Chordata, Actinopteri, Siluriformes, Bagridae. The record is from RefSeq and is a predicted model, not a curated record.